AUGGCUUCGAACACCUUUGCUGAUGGUGGAGAUGAUGCACCUAAUUACCAAUUACGUGGUGUUGAACAAGUCUCUCUAAACACUGGAACGAAGAGAUAUAUUCCGGAUUCACCCUCUUCGUUGACGCCAGCAGAGGGAAUGUUAUUCGACACAGUUGAUGACGCGUAUAACUUUUAUAAAACUUACGCAGAAGCGGGAGGUUGGACUGUAAGGAAGGGCACACAGCACGAGAACCGUGGUAUUGUUAUAAACAAGUACUUUUUCUGUUCAAAGGAGGGUCAAAAAGACUUUCGACCGGUCGAUACUUUAGUCGAACAGCCGUCUGAUAGGUGGGUACGUAGGGUACCAUCCAAAAGGACCGGAUGCCAAGCUGCGAUCAGAAUAAAACUUACCGAUGCUAAGAAGUAUUUGCUGUAUCAUUUUAUAGAGGCGCACAACCACGAUUUUGUGCAUGAAGAAGAUUUACAUCUUCUCAAGGAAAACAGGGGUAUUAAUCGUGCACACGAAGAGAUGAUAAACAAGAUGUCACAUCUCAACAUUGGGCAUCUUCGUGCAUUUAACAUUAUGAAGGAAGUGUAUGGUGGGUUCGACAAACUCGGUGCUACCAAAGUCGAUUUUAAAAAUUUCAAGAAAGAAUUAAAUCUUUUUAUCGGAGAGUUUGAUGCGGAAAUGUUUGUCAAGCGACUGAUGAGGAAAAAGGAGUUUUUACCGAACUUCUCUUGUGAAUAUGAAACCACAGACGAAGGUGUGUUGAAGUGCAUUUUUUGGGCCGACGAGGAUAUGAAGAGAAAUUAUUAUAUGUUUGGGGACGUUAUAUCAUUUGAUGCUACCUACAAGAGUAACAAUCCGGUAGUUGAAGACGGCCGGCGGUUGAAGUGUGAAGAGGAUGGAGGUGGGCAGCGGCUGAUGUGUGGAAGGCCGGUUCAGGUUGGAGGCGGAGAUGGAGGUGAUGAGUCCGGCGGUAACAUCUGA
Molecule: messenger RNA, 972 nt
Organism: Helianthus annuus (common sunflower)
Lineage: Eukaryota; Viridiplantae; Streptophyta; Magnoliopsida; Asterales; Asteraceae
Product: protein FAR1-RELATED SEQUENCE 5-like
Exons: 3
Coding region: 1-972 (323 amino acids)
Biological process (GO): regulation of DNA-templated transcription
Source: RefSeq, a predicted model, not a curated record